Labeo rohita (rohu) is the source of this 3042-nucleotide messenger RNA. Its product is annotated as otolith matrix protein OMM-64. The record is from RefSeq and is a predicted model, not a curated record. Bases 292 to 2688 code for a protein of 798 amino acids. Lineage: Eukaryota; Metazoa; Chordata; Actinopteri; Cypriniformes; Cyprinidae. The transcript is spliced from 8 exons.
UCUCAUUUUGUCAAGUGGUAAAACAUCCAGAGUGUCUGUCAUGUCUGAAUCAGAUUUUGUCUGUAUGGGAUGAAAUUAAAUACGUUACACCUCCUGUUCCGUCAAAAACAAGAUGGAGCAAAACAUGGCUGAUUUUCUGAAGGAUGCAUUCCCAGGACAUUAUCCUGAUGUGUGUAUUGCUCCCUUUUUAAAAAAAAAAAAAUAAAAACAGAGACAAACUUUGAGCAUCUAAGCUUUGAAGAAGAAGCAGCAACAGGGCACAGCGUUAAUGUACCUCAAAAUGAGCCAGACAUGGAGGACGACGACAAUCACACAGAAUCCAGUGGAUCUGACAUAGAUUUUGAGUGGACGAAUAAGGAAGAGGAAACUAAGCACUGUUUUGAGAACAAUGGGAACUUCUCUUUAGAUGAACAAAAAAUGAAGUCAGGAUCUACACUCUGUGGUUCAUGGGAUAACAAUGAUACAGUCAAAAAUAAGACACAAACUCAAAAUCAGCAAUUAAGCUUACAUAAAGAGGAUUGCAGAGAGAAUGAAUCUGAGAUGCAUGAUACGACGAGUAAGGAGCAAGCCGAAGUUCUCAGCGUGCUGGAAAUGGUUCUUCCAGAAGGAACUCACUAUGGUCUGGAAACAUUAACCACAAGGACUCAGGAGUCCUACCAGAUGGAUGUUAAAUCUGAAAAUGAAAGCUCAGCUGCAAAAGAGGAAAGAACAGAGUCUGAUAGCAUUGAGGAACAUGUACUUCAGCAUGCAGCAGAUGAUAAACAGCUUGAUCGUUUUAGUCCCAUACAGUCAACGUUGCAAGAUUGGCCAGUUGCAUCAGCCAAAGUCCAGGCUGGGGAUGAGAUGAAAGAGUUUACAGAAGAAGACAAUGAGGACCAUGAGAGAGAUGAAGAAGGUUUAGCUGAUUUCCCUUCUGAUCUGUCUCAAAGUGACAGUGGGGAGAGCAGUGAAGAUCAUGAGAGUGGAGAACCCAAUCACAUGGACACCAAGCUAGAUGAGGAUGAAGGCCUAGAUUGUUCUUAUGAGGCGAAGAACUUAGAAGAACCUCUACUGACUUCAAGGGAAGAUGAUGGUGUUGAAAAUGAAGAUGAAUGUAUGGAUCCUGCAGACAUGCACACUUGUGUCAAGAAUGAGGAUCUGUGUGUGGAGACAACAACUGGGAAAUCUGACGAUGACAUACCUUUUGAGACAAAGCAGGGCAGUUUUAGAGAUGAUGAAUAUCACAUUGAGAUUCCAAACAUUGGGGAAAGUUCUGAUUUUGGAAUCACUGAGAAUUUCCAAUCUGGUUCUAAAGAUUCCUACAUGAAUGAGGAACCUGACUAUGAUAGUGAUAUCAGCAGUGAUGACCAAGAAGAUAAACCUGAUUUUACUUCCCAUACAAUUUCAGAAGACAAAAACAAACAAGAGCACACUUUCACAAAAGACUUUGCUACAGACUGGCACAGUAUUGAGCGUGAAGUAGUGGAUGUGGUGGUCAAAGAUAGUCAGAAACCAGAGAUGUGUGAUGUAGAAGGUUUAUCAAGCAUUCCAGCAUCUGUUGGAGCCGUAACGGAGAGUUCUUCUGGGACUUACUCAUCUGAAAGCAGAAGUGUGGUUGAAUCACAUUCAUCAGAGUUUGUUUCAUUCAAACCAGACCAGAACAACAAAGAAUGCUCAGACGUCUUAGACGCUGGAGAAAAUAUCAACACUUUGUUACCAGGGAUGUUUUGGUCCGUGAUGGAUGAGGACAACCUGAAGCUGGAUGAAUAUGACUGGGAUAUUAAUGGAGAAAAUGUGAUCUGUGAUGAAGAGGACAAUUUCAUGGAAGAGCUGGAGAAUGAUGGAGAGGAGACUGAGAGGGACUGGGAGAAAGAAAAGGCAAGAAUUGAAGCAUUUAACAGAUACUACGAAGAACCUGUUGAAGGGAGGAGCCACAAAGUGACAUUUUGUUUGGAGCCAGAAUCCACUCAGUAUGAGGAGGAUAAUGACAGCAGCGAAGAGGAACCGAGCACAAUAGGUUGCAUCAGUGAGUUGCAUACUCCAGGGUCCAGUUCAGUCAAACAAGACCAAAGCAACAAAGAAGACAGCCACGAACCCUCAGAAGACUCAGACAUCAGAGAACAUAUCAACACCCUUCUGAUGGAUGAGGACAACAUGAACCUUGAUGAAUAUGACCGUGAUUUUAUUGAAGAUGAAGAGUUCAAUAAAAUGAACUCAAGUAAGGGGAUCUGUGAUGAUGAAGAUGAUUUCUUGGAGAGGCUGAAAAAUGAAAUAGAGAGGGAUUUGGAGCAGGAACAAGCAAGAAUCGAAGCAUCUAACAGAUAUUAUGAAGAGUCUUUUGAGGAGGAGCAAAACAAUGUAACAGACAGGACCCACAAAGUUAUGUUAAGGUUACGCCAGCAAUCUUCUCAAAUUGAGGAAGAUAAUGAUAGCAGUGAACAGGAAUCAAACACAGAAGAUGACACUGCUAGCGUCCUGAAGACUGAGGACCAAAGUGAUUCUGAUGAACCAAACGAGAGACGCUUGUACACAGGAAGGUACAAAGUCGCACCAAAGGGGUUACAAAAGACAGACAAGCAGCUGAAGGAACACCCCAAGAGAAAUAAGUGUCUUGUCCUGCUGCGGUCAGUGUUAGCGGUGAGUCUAGCGACGGCGGUGGGAGUGUUGUCUUACAUGUGGGCCACAGACAGCCUGGACUGGACCUACUGAAUUCACAUCUCUCUUGGAUAUUCAUCAUGAUUCAAAACACAAAAUAAAUAUCAAGGCCUCUGCAAGUAAGAUGCGAAAUCACAUAAAACAGGCAAACCAGCAGACUGAGACAAGACCAACUUUAUUUCCUUACAGUAUGCAACCUAAUAUUGUAAUGUUUGAACAGCGCUUUGAAAUACAGCUUUGAAAAAUGUUUAUGUCUUUUAACAUGGCUAUCCAUGUUUCCUUACUGUAUGUAAACCACAUCUAGAUAGAUUAAUCUUCCUCUUUUUUUACUGGGAAAAGUGACAUUUGCAGAUGUACGUUGUACAACCUGUACAAACAAGUGCUUUUAAAAUAACUGACCUGAAAAAA